CUGGGAGGGGAUCAGUACUAAUAGUUAACAGGCAGGCAGAGUGACAGUCUCAUUUCUUGCUUGCAGAAGGAAAGGCAGUGUUCUGGGUGAGAGUCACCUCCUGCAGAUUCUAAGCCAUGGCCGAUGAUGAUGUUGCAGCUCUGGUGGUCGACAAUGGGUCUGGGAUGUGUAAAGCUGGUUUUGCGGGCGAUGAUGCUCCCAGAGCUGUGUUCCCUUCCAUUGUGGGACGUCCCCGUCACCAGGGAGUGAUGGUUGGAAUGGGUCAGAAAGACAGCUAUGUUGGAGAUGAAGCCCAGAGCAAGAGGGGCAUUCUGACCCUGAAGUACCCCAUUGAACACGGCAUUGUCACCAACUGGGAUGACAUGGAGAAGAUCUGGCACCACACCUUCUACAAUGAACUGCGAGUGGCCCCAGAGGAGCAUCCUGUUCUCCUCACAGAGGCACCCCUCAACCCCAAAGCCAACAGGGAGAAGAUGACCCAGAUCAUGUUUGAGACCUUCAACACCCCAGCCAUGUACGUUGCCAUUCAGGCCGUGCUGUCCCUGUACGCUUCUGGCCGUACGACUGGCAUUGUGCUAGAUUCUGGUGACGGUGUGUCCCACACCGUGCCGAUCUAUGAAGGGUAUGCCUUGCCUCAUGCCAUCCUGAGGCUGGACUUGGCUGGUCGGGAUCUCACUGAUUACAUGAUGAAGAUCCUGACUGAACGCGGCUAUUCCUUCACGACCACAGCUGAGAGGGAGAUUGUGCGUGACAUCAAGGAGAAACUUGCUUAUGUGGCCCUGGACUUUGACUCUGAGAUACAGACAGCCAGCUCCUCUUCAGCCUUGGAGAAAAGUUACGAGCUCCCUGAUGGCCAAGUCAUCACCAUUGGCAAUGAGCGCUUCAGGUGCCCAGAAACCAUGUUCCAGCCCUCCUUCAUUGGUAUGGAAUCCAAUGGUAUCCACGAGACCACAUAUAACAGCAUCAUGAAAUGUGAUGUGGAUAUCAGGAAGGAUCUGUAUGCUAAUACUGUCCUGUCUGGUGGAACCACUAUGUUCCCCGGUAUUGCUGAUCGGAUGCAGAAGGAAAUCACAGCCUUGGCUCCGAGCACAAUGAAGAUUAAGAUCAUAGCUCCACCAGAGAGGAAGUAUUCAGUAUGGAUCGGAGGCUCCAUUUUAGCUUCUCUGUCCACCUUCCAGCAAAUGUGGAUCAGUAAGCAGGAGUAUGAUGAGUCUGGUCCCUCUAUUGUCCAUCGCAAGUGCUUCUAACUUGCUGUAGGGUUCUUUUCAUUACCUAGGGCUUGUUCACAUUAAGGUGACUUGAAGCCUCUGCUCUUUCUCACCACUCUACGUUUGCCCAGUAUGACCUAUUACUUCCUGCCUUUUUCACACCCGUCCAUCUUAAAUUCUGUUCAAAUCUGAGAAUGGAUGUUUAACAUUCUAAUAGAUAAUGGGGAACAGUCUGAGAGUAUGAAAUGGUGUAAUUGUUCUAAGAGUUUGCUUAAGGAAUACCAACCAUCUCCCUUCAGAGGGAGCAGGCAGGAUUGUACAAAUCUUGAGGCCUCAGUGUUACAGCUGAGAAGUCUAUUUUUGUAAUAGGUCCUGUGUUUUACUGUUAUCAUUUGGAAAUAAAUAUUGAAUUGAUUUCCUGA
Molecule: messenger RNA, 1630 nt
Organism: Stegostoma tigrinum
Lineage: Eukaryota; Metazoa; Chordata; Chondrichthyes; Orectolobiformes; Stegostomatidae
Product: actin, non-muscle 6.2
Exons: 3
Coding region: 117-1247 (376 amino acids)
Source: RefSeq, a predicted model, not a curated record